Molecule: messenger RNA, 1688 nt
Organism: Eubalaena glacialis (North Atlantic right whale)
Lineage: Eukaryota; Metazoa; Chordata; Mammalia; Artiodactyla; Balaenidae
Gene: TSSC4
Product: tumor suppressing subtransferable candidate 4
Exons: 4
Coding region: 447-1442 (331 amino acids)
Source: RefSeq, a predicted model, not a curated record
CCCGAUAGGCCUCGGGAGUAGCGGCCCAGUGACUUGUGGGAGAUGUAGUUCUUCAGGCGCGGAAGCCGCGGCCGUCGGCCGGCAGAGGACUCAGUUUCCCAGAGGGCCGAGCGCGGCGCAAGAUGGAGGCAGCCAGGCCGCGGUGAGCCGCUGUAAAACAGACACCAUUGGCGUUUACUUCGUGUCCCUUUCCUGGAGUUGUGCCUUCAAUUUGGGAGUCACGCGAGGCCCAGAGGAAUGGAGAUCUUGCCUGUGUUUGACCUGGUGCCGGGCACUCAGAGCCACUCCUGGUCUGCCUGGUCUGGUCCUCGCCAGCCACUGAGCCACUGAGCAGAGCCGUGCCUGGGGGGGGCCUUUGCGACCAAGAACUUUCUCCAGCGCUCGGCGCACCAGCCGUCCAGCACAGGCGCCCAGCAGCCAGGGAGGUGUGGCGUGGCUGGGGACACAUGGCUGAGGCGGGGGACGGCCAGCACUUCCUUGGCUCCGGGGGCGACGCUCUGCCUCCCGACCCCGUCUGCCUCAGCGACUCGGACUCCGACCUCAGCCUGCCCGAUGAUGCUGAGGUGGAAGCUCUGUCUCCAGGGGCGCUGCCCGGGGAGGCCCUGGGGGAUUCGGGCCCCGAUGAGCCCCCCUCGCCCCCCUCGCCCCCCUCGCCCCCCAGGCGCUUCCCCACAGCAGCGGUGCAGCCCUUCCACCUGAGAGGCACGAGCCCCACCUUCUCCCAGCGCAGCCACGACAUCUUCGACGGCCUGGAGCGGGCAGCCAGGCGGGCUCCGCCCUCUGCGGCCCCAGCUGGCCCUGGCGACAGUGGGGGCUUCCGGCAGCCGCCGACACUCUCCAGCCAGCCUCCAGCCGGGGGCCCAAGCAGGGCCACUCGGAAUCCCGCUCCCCUGAGGGUGCCCCCCGUCCCUGACUACGUGGCCCACCCCGAGCGCUGGACCAAGUACAGCCUGGAGGACGUGGCUGAGGCCAGCAAACAGAGCAACCGGGCCGCCGCCCUGGCCUUCCUGGGCCCCCAGAACCUGGCCGCCCCCAGCGACUACGUGCCCUCCUUCAACCAGGACCCCUCCAGCUGUGGGGAGGGCCGGCUCAUCUUCACCAAACCGGUCCGAACCGGCGAGGCCCGGCUUGAGAAGAGGAGGGUCCCGAGGAAGGCAGGGGAGCCGGGUGGGGGCACCCGUGGGAUCCCGGGAGCGGCGGGGGGCGAGGGCCCCGUGGAGCUGGCCCACCUGGCCAGGCCCGGGAGCCCGGAGGCCGAGGAGUGGAGCAGACCCCGGGGGGGCCUGCAGGAGGUGGGUGCACCCGAGGGGGAGGCCCACGCGGGGUCUGGGGCCAGCGCCCUGCCGGUGGAGACGGUGGGCUUCCACAGCAGCAAGAAGCGGAGCAGGGGCCACUUCCGGAGCAAGGGCAGUAGCCCCGAGGCCCCAGGCGCGGAGGUCUGAGUGGGGAGACCGCCUGGCCGCCUGCCUGCCCUGGCUGAGCUGGAGGGACAGCCACCACUGUCCCCCCGGGGUGGCUUCAGGGGUGGCGCAGGCUCGGGGCCCCACCCCCAGGGAAGGGAGCCAGCGGGCUGCCUGUCGGUGGCACCAGCGGCCAGGGCAGAGACCUUGCUGAGGGUGUGAGCCAGGGGAUGGCGGAAGCCCUGACCCACCCCGUGCCCAGGGGGACAGUAAAAGCUCUGGGUGUUC